CGUUAGCGGCGGUCGGGAUUUUUGGAUGCGGCUCCCUCGCCGGCGUGUGAAGGAUGGUGAUACCAGGCAAGACUGAAUCGGCGUAACUUUUACUUGGCAAGAGGAAAAACUUUCUUCCCCGUCUGAAGGCGUUAAAAACACGGACCGUUAAAAGGCAGAAGAAGUUGGUUUUAAAGCUGAACUUUACUUUCCUGGGAUUUGUGUGUCAGAUUCAAAGGCUGCGUCGUUUUGUUUUUCUUUUCUUUUUUUUUUUUCUCCCUUAUCUCCCAAAAGGAAACUGUUGCUAGUUGGAAUAGACUUCUUAAAUGUUUGGAAUUCAAGAUACUUUAGGAAGAGGACCAAUUCUGAAAGAUAAAUCCCUAGGUUCUGAGAUGGAUUCCGUCAGGUCCUGGGUCAGAAACGUUGGGGUUGUGGAUGCAAACGUAGCAGCACAAAGCGGAGUAGCUUUGUCCAGAGCCCACUUUGAAAAGCAGCCACCCUCCAACUUGAGGAAAUCCAAUUUCUUUCACUUUGUUCUGGCUCUCUACGACAGACAGGGGCAGCCGGUGGAAAUAGAGAGGACAGCUUUUGUGGACUUUGUAGAAAAUGAUAAAGAGCAAGGCAACGAGAAGACGAACAACGGCACUCACUACAAACUCCAGCUCCUCUACAGCAACGGUGUCAGGACAGAACAGGAUCUCUAUGUGAGGCUCAUUGAUUCUGUCACCAAGCAGCCCAUAACUUACGAAGGGCAGAACAAGAACCCCGAGAUGUGCAGAGUGCUGCUCACCCACGAAGUCAUGUGCAGUCGGUGCUGUGAGAAGAAAAGUUGUGGCAACAGAAACGAGACUCCAUCUGACCCUGUGAUCAUUGACAGAUUCUUCCUAAAAUUUUUUCUCAAGUGCAAUCAGAAUUGCUUGAAAACAGCAGGAAACCCCAGAGAUAUGAGACGGUUCCAGGUGGUGCUAUCGACAACAGUGAACGUGGAUGGACACGUGCUGGCAGUGUCUGACAACAUGUUCGUGCACAACAACUCCAAGCACGGGAGGAGAGCAAGGAGACUCGACCCCUCAGAAGCCACGCCCUGCAUCAAAGCCAUCAGCCCGAGCGAGGGCUGGACCACAGGGGGGGCCAUGGUGAUCAUCAUCGGGGACAACUUCUUCGAUGGGCUCCAGGUGGUGUUUGGGACCAUGCUGGUGUGGAGUGAGCUGAUCACACCUCACGCCAUCCGUGUGCAGACGCCGCCCCGGCACAUUCCCGGCGUGGUGGAGGUGACAUUGUCCUACAAAUCCAAACAGUUCUGCAAAGGAGCACCAGGCAGGUUCAUUUACACAGCUUUAAAUGAACCUACCAUAGAUUACGGCUUCCAAAGACUGCAGAAGGUCAUCCCAAGACAUCCUGGGGACCCUGAAAGAUUAGCUAAGGUAAAAUCAUUUUAAGCAUUUCACCCAGCCCACCAACUGUGUUCUUUCACUUUUAAUUCAUAAAAGAGACACAAUUAUAUCUUAAAUGAAAAUCACAUCUGAAUUCAC
Messenger RNA from Sturnus vulgaris (Common starling), 1511 nucleotides. NCBI's taxonomy places the organism in Eukaryota, Metazoa, Chordata, Aves, Passeriformes, Sturnidae. The record is from RefSeq and is a predicted model, not a curated record.